AUGAGUCUAGUUUUGUGGAACUGCCGAGGCCUGGGAAAAGCCUCAGCAGUGCGAGAUUUGAAAUGCCUCAUUAGAAAAUCUUCCUCGCUUGGUUUAUUUCUUAUGGAAACCAAGUCGGACAAAAUGAAGAUGACGAAAGUUGCUCGAGGUUCGUCGUUUGACAAUUUGGAAGUGGUUGAAGCUACUAGAAGGGCAGGUGGUUUAGCCCUAUUUUGGAGUUCUGUAUUGAAUUGGAAAGUAGUUCAUAAAUCAAGAUGGAUCAUUGGUAUUCUAUAUGUCACGCCCACUAGGGUUGUGUGCAAUUGCUGGUUUUGUCAUUGUCCAGCUGAAAGAGCUUUGAGGAAGUUAUUUUGGACCAAAUUAUCUGUGGCGAUUCGAUCUGAAAGUGAGACUUGGUGCUGUGUGGGAGAUUUUAACGAUGUGGUUAGUCAAGAUGAAAAGAUGGGAGCAAGGUGGGUGACAAGCAAGGCAAACUUCUUUCUCCGAGCUUUUAUUACCGAUGUAGGAGCUUUGGAUCUAGGCUACAGUGGCCCUACUUUUACAUGGUGCAACGGGAGAGAAGGGAUUGAUAAUUUUAGUGAGCGACUUAACCGGGUUCUGGCGAGCCCAGAAUAG
Messenger RNA from Ziziphus jujuba (common jujube), 615 nucleotides. RefSeq lists its product as uncharacterized. NCBI's taxonomy places the organism in Eukaryota, Viridiplantae, Streptophyta, Magnoliopsida, Rosales, Rhamnaceae. The coding region runs from base 1 to 615 and encodes 204 amino acids. The record is from RefSeq and is a predicted model, not a curated record. The transcript has a single exon.